AUGUGGCCAGAGGCUGUGGGUUGCCGGGAGGCCGUGGGCCGGGGAGAGGAGAUGCUGGUUGUUCCGUACAGGGUGCCUCCCAAGCCUGCGAUCUGGGCAAUCCUGCUGGCUCUGCUGGGAAUGGCGCCAGGCCAGUCGGGGCUCCGCACCUGCAGCGUCCCUGACGUGCUCCGCCACUACCGCGCCGUCAUCUUGGAGGACCUGCAGGCGGCUGUGAGGCAGGCUGGGCCAGGGGCAGAGUGGCCGGGGCCAGGCUCCCCACACCUCCCUUUCAUUCACAAAAACCUGACUGGAGCCGCGGGCCCUGGAUGGCGGGGGCUGGGGGGAGCUGUCUGCAGUGCCCAGAAGGAGCGCGGUAUCCUACUGUCUAUCGCGUCCCUGGGUCGGACCCUGCGCAGGGUGGUGGCCCGGGGCCGCCGCGGGGCCCUGGAGAAGGCAGCGUGGACCGUCGCCUUGCGCACCGAGGCGGUGAUGCGGCGCCACUGCGGGACGCUGAGCCAGCGGAGCCGGCGGCCCAAGACGCGCCCUCCCCGGAGUCGCCGCGGCCGGAGGCGGCUCCUCGUGCGCGCCCUGGACGCCGUCGCCACCUGCUGGGAGAAACUCUUCGCGCUGCGGGCGGCGGCCCCCGGGGGUCCCUAG
Messenger RNA from Neogale vison (American mink), 639 nucleotides. It is a transcript of the gene C8H20orf204, whose product is annotated as chromosome 8 C20orf204 homolog. The transcript has 4 exons. Bases 1 to 639 code for a protein of 212 amino acids. NCBI's taxonomy places the organism in Eukaryota, Metazoa, Chordata, Mammalia, Carnivora, Mustelidae. The record is from RefSeq and is a predicted model, not a curated record.